GAAGACGCUGACAAAAUGCAGAGUUUUCUGACCACUGUAAGCAACAAUGCAAGCAUGUUCCGGAUGCGAUUCUCCCCCUCGAAAUGCAAAAUGUCCCUUCAGGGUUAAGUUGCAUCGACACCCGAACUAAUGAUAGGGAGUGAAGUAGUUGAACGUUUCGACCUCCUGACUUAUCUGGGAAGUCUCAUCAGCCCUUGUGGUCUGGUGUGUGACGAAAUCUCAGCACGGAUACAGAAGGCUCGACUAACGUUCGCCAACUUGCGUCAUUUAUGGUGUAGGCGAGAUAUCCGUCUACCAACCAAAGGACGUGUUUACUGCACAGCAGUUCGUUCCUUCCUACUUGAUGGCAGUGAAACAUGGCCGGUAAGAGUAGAGGAUAUUCGUAGGUUACUAGUAUUCGAUCAUAGAUGUCUUCGAAACAUUGCCCGUAUAUCCUGGGAACAUCGAGUAAGUAAUGUAGUUGUCAGGAAACGGGUACUGGGUAAGGAUGACAAAUCAGUUGAUGAAGUAGUGAAACUUCAUCAGUUGAGAUGGCUGGGACAUGUGUUACAUAUGUCCAACCACCGACUGCCCCGACGUGCGAUGUUUUCUGGUGUAGGAGUAGGUUGUAAGAAAGCUAGGGGUGGCCAGACCAAAACAUGGCACAAAUCCAUGAAGUCACUGACAUAUGGACUAAGCCAUGUUGGUAGGUGUAGACUACCUUGUUGGGAUCCGCGAGACGAUAGCAACCGAUGGUUAGAGACCUUGAAUGACAUGGCUUAAAGUCGUUUGCAAUAGCGCAUCCAAUCUUUAUAUUCUCCCAAAUUCUAAUCUCCUGAAUUCCUCAUAUACCUUUAUUUUUCUCUUUCCAAAUUUAUUUCACUAGAUUAUACUCCUUGAAUAACAUCUUCAAGCCCUAAUGUUUCUGAUUACUGCUUUUACUCUUACUACAUCUACCACUACGGGAUUUGAAUCGAUAAUUGUAUCUGUGUACUAAUGUGGUAUGGCAACUCGAACUGAUGUACGUACGUUCGAAGUUCUACAUUGUUACUAA
Schistosoma guineensis is the source of this 1033-nucleotide messenger RNA. The record is from the annotation of a GenBank genome assembly. Lineage: Eukaryota; Metazoa; Platyhelminthes; Trematoda; Strigeidida; Schistosomatidae.